UCCCCUCCCUCCCCUCCUCCAGACCCCCCUCGCCGCCCUCUCACACAAAAGCAGGGAAUUAGCCGACUUAGGGGAAAAGCAGCACAAAAUCCCCCGGAGGGGAGGGACGGAGGCGGCCGAGCGGCCAUGGCAGAGCACAAAUAACACAAAAACCGCAAAAAACCCGCCCUGGCAUCCAUCGCUGCCGCCGGGCAGAGCGCGGAGCCCGGGCAGAGGCGGCCGAUGCAUCCCGCCGCUCCUCCGUGCGCAUCCCCGGGCGGGGGCUGAGCCGCAGCCGUCGGGAGCCGGGAUGCCGGGCUGGCAUCGCCUUUGUUCCCCGCCGAGCAGCAGCAGCGCCUGAGCCCUUCCUGGAGGGAUCUGCUGGCUCCAGCCCCUCCCCGAGAGCCAUGGGGACCACGGAGGCCACGCUGCGGAUGGAGAACGUGGAUGUGAAGGAGGAGUGGCAGGACGAGGACUUCCCCAGGCCUCUCCCAGAGGAGACAGGGAUGGAGUCACUGGGGAGCCCCACAGAAGAUGAGACCACGUCCUCUCCCCCCAACACUUUGAACUUUAACGGGGCCCAUCGGAAGAGGAAGACUCUGGUUGCACCAGAAAUCAACAUUUCCCUGGACCAGAGCGAGGGCUCCAUCCUCUCCGACGACUUCCUGGACACACCAGACGACCUGGACAUCAACGUGGAUGACAUUGAAACUCCUGACGAGACCGAUUCCCUCGAAUUCCUGGGGAAUGGGAACGAACUGGAAUGGGAAGAUGACACCCCCGUGGCCACGGCCAAGAACAUGCCCGGGGACAGCGCAGACCUCUUCGGGGACGGGGGCACCGAGGAUGGCAGUGCCACCAACGGCCGGCUCUGGAGAACCGUCAUCAUCGGCGAGCAGGAGCACCGGAUCGACCUCCAGAUGAUCAAACCCUACAUGAGGGUGGUGACACACGGCGGUGAGGCCACAGCCCCUCUGUGCCUUUGUCCCACGCUGGAGGGGACGCCGAGCCUGGCUGGACCCUGUUUGGGGGGAAAAUAUUUGGGUUUUUGGGUGCCUUUGCGUGGCAGAGAAGCACAGAAGUGCUCAGGUGGUGCUAAAAAUGUUCAGCGAUUGUACGUGAUCAGCAGCCUGGAGCUGCUGGUGGCCGAGGAUUACAUGAUCGUGUACCUGAACGGGGCCACGCCCCGCAGGAGGAUGCCAGGCCUGGGCUGGCUGAAGAAAUGCUACCAGAUGAUUGACAGAAGGCUGAGGAAGAACCUCAAGGCCCUGAUCAUCAUGCACCCCUCGUGGUUCAUCCGGACCGUGCUGGCCAUCUCCAGACCCUUCAUCAGUGUGAAGUUCAUCAAUAAGAUCCAGUACGUGCACAGCCUGGAGGAGCUGGAGCAGCUGAUCCCCAUGGAGCACGUGCAGAUCCCAGACUGCGUCCUGCAAUAUGAAGAAGAGAGGAUCAAGGCCAGAAGAGAAAGGGCAGAGGAGAACAAAGACAUGGCUGAGAGGGAAAGCAGGCCUGUGCCCCCGGCAGAGGAUCAGGAGACCAGCAUGUCCUGAGCGGGAGCAGCACGGAGGAAUGGAGUAGGAGAAGGAGCAGCCUGGCACUCGCCCACCUCAACGACCUUUGGGGACAAAACCUCGCCACCACCUUCUUCCAAGUCCUGCAAAUCCUGGAGCCUCCUCUGCCUCCAAGUUGCAAAAUCCUUUAAAUUUUGGGAAUCACUUUUUUGUUGUUUUUUUAAAAGAAGAAGAAGAAGAACAAAAACCAAACAAACCCCCCCAAAAAAUCCCCAAGCAAGAACAGCACUUUGCAGGUUCUGGUGUGUUUAGGGACUGGUGUGUGGGGAGCAUUGCCACGGUGCAAAUACUCACUGUGUAUCCUCGGAGUAAGUCCAGAGCAUCCUCCAGCUCAUGAAUCUCCAGCCCAGAAAGAGAAUUUAUUUUUGGUUUGGGUGACAAACCCUUCCCUUGGCUCGCUGCUGGCCAGCGUGGAGAUCUUUGGCUUUGAGCUGCACCCCCAGCUCCUCCAGGACACCCCAAAA
Molecule: messenger RNA, 2014 nt
Organism: Lonchura striata (white-rumped munia)
Lineage: Eukaryota; Metazoa; Chordata; Aves; Passeriformes; Estrildidae
Source: RefSeq, a predicted model, not a curated record